GAUAAACAGAGAUUUCAUUUGAAAAUUUGCUUUUUUCCAAAAUGGAGCAGAGAACAUUGCUUGCAUUGCUGGUCUUUUCCUCACUCAUAGUAUUAGCAGAGGCUCUGAAGCCUGCUAUUGAAAUCUACAGCCUUCACGUGGACUGCAAGGUCACCUCACGGUUCGCUCACACCGUCAUCACCAGCAGGAUUGUCAACAGAGCCAAUGAGUCCCGAGAGGCCACCUUUGAAGUGGAGUUACCCAAGACAGCCUUCAUCACCAACUUCUCCAUGUCCAUCGAUGGUAAGGUAUACCCAGGGGUAAUAAAGGAGAAAGCUGCUGCUCAGAAGGAAUAUGACACGGCAGUCUCACGCGGGCAGAGCGCCGGCCUCGUCAGGAUCAGAGACAGGAAGCUGGAGCUGUUCCACGUGUCCGUCAGCAUCGCGGCCGCCAGCAAAGUCACCUUCGAGCUGACGUACGAGGAGCUGCUGAAGCGCCAGCUGGGCAAGUUCGAGCUGCUCAUCAAGGUGCGGCCCAAGCAGCUGGUGAAGCACUUCCAGAUCGACGUGCACAUCUUUGAGCCCCAGGGCAUUCGCUUGCUGGAGACGGACAGCACCUUCAUGACCAACGACUUAACCGAGGCGCUCACCCAAGUCCAGAACGAAACCAAGGCUCACAUUUUGUUUAAGCCAACUAUGGAUCAGCAGAGGGCAAACCCUGAACUCGAUGACACUCUCCUCAACGGUGACUUUGUUGUGCGUUAUGAUGUUGAGAGAGAAGCCACGGCGGGUGAUAUACAGAUUGUCAAUGGGUAUUUUGUGCACUACUUUGCACCCAGCGAAAUGCCAGUGUUUCCCAAAAAUGUCAUCUUCGUUAUAGACCGAAGUGGCUCCAUGGCAGGCAGGAAAAUCGAACAGACGAGGGACGCCCUGCUGAAGAUUUUGCAAGACCUGCGCCCUGAGGAUCAUUUUGGCUUUAUCACCUUCAGCAACAGAGUGGUGGAGUGGAAGAGCUCUCUGCUGCCAGCCACCCAGGAGAACGUGGCCAGUGCUGCUGCUUUCGUGCAGACUCUGUCUGCCAGGGGAGGCACAGACAUCAAUGGUGCCCUGCUGAGUGCCGUGGGUGCGCUGGAUAAAGCCAAGGACCUGCCAGAGCGCAGCGUCUCCAUGGUUAUCCUGCUGACAGAUGGCCAGCCCACUUCUGGUGAGACAAAUGUGGAGGAGAUUCAAGAAAACAUUCAGAAAGCAAUCAAUGGGAAAUAUGCUCUUUUCUGCCUUGGCUUUGGGUUUGAUGUCAGUUAUAAAUUCCUGGAGAAAAUGGCCCUAAGCAAUGGGGGGAUAGCACGGCGUAUAUACGAAAAUGCUGACGCAGCCUUGCAGCUCCAGGGCUUUUAUCAAGAGGUGGCUACCCCAAUAUUAAUGAAAAUUGAAAUGCAGUAUCCAGAAAAUGCCAUUGAGGGAUUAACCAGGAACAGUUUCACGCUGUUUUUUGAAGGAUCUGAAAUUGUAGUGUCUGGAAAAAUUAGGAAUGAGCUGGAUCUUUUGCCAGUAGAAAUUAAAGCUCAGUCUCACACCAGUGACUUGACUCUUAAGGAGGAAGCAAAUGUCAAAGAGAAGGAGCAAAUAUUCCAAGAUCAAAGAUACAUCUUUGGGAAUUUCAUAGAGAGACUGUGGGCUUACCUAACCAUUCAACAGCUCCUGGAAAAAGCUAUUUCAGCCCCAGAAGAGGACCAGAAGGCCCUGGAGGCACAAGCCCUGGAGCUGUCCCUGCAGUACAGCUUUGUGACACCCCUCACUUCCAUGGUGGUCACCAAACCCGCUGACCAGCAGCAGGGAGAGCUGGCAAACAAACCCACUGAAGCUGAUAAUGAGAAGCCCAACAAUCGUCUAGUAGGAGCAUCUCUCAAAAAUUCCACCUCCAGAUUUUUUGGAAUGCCUUCUGAGGAUGAUUUAGCUGCCUCUAGAAUGAAGACUGGAUCAGCUCCUAUUUCCAGGCUAAAAAGCAGAGUGAGAGCACAACCUGUUGUCCAUGAACAUCCACAAUUUCUUCUGCAAUUACCCAAACUAAGUGAAACAAUCUGUUUAAAUAUUGAUGGAAAAGCACAACCCUCUGUCCAGCUGCUGUCAGACCCAGAGCAAGGACUCACUGUGACGGGAAAACUUGGAGAUGGAACAAAUCGGUUUGUGCAGUUUGGAAUUAAUUAUGUGAAUCCCCCCGUGCAAAUCCACGUGUCCACUGAUGGGAUCGUUGUGAGCCACAAUAACCAGAACACUCGGCUGCCAUGGACAGAGUCAGCCACCUCCACCAUCCAGGGUCUUCGAGUCUCGGUUGAAAAGGAAAGAAGUUUUACAGCAUCACUGCCUGACACGGUCACAGUGAAAAUCUCCCUUGUCAAGUUUCCAGAUGAUUUCCUCGGGCUCUAUUUCUUGGACACCAACCAUUUUUCUGACAAAGUCAGUGGAGUUCUGGGUCAAUUUUAUUCAAAAGCACAAUUUAAGGAUAACUCCAACAUCAACCAGAGAGCUGAUGAAAGACUCCUAACGGUGUCUGGAUCUGAGCACAAAGUUUCCAGGAUGUACAAGAAAGAUUACAGGCUUGAGUCAGCCCAUGGGCCUGUUUCCUGCUGGUCAACAGAUGUAACUCCCUAGAAAAAAUAUUUUUCUGGAAAAGAAAACUAUGCAAAUGAUGCUCUUCCAUGUAUUUUUGAUACUUUCAUCAAGAAAACCAUUCAGUUAAAGCCUUAUUGUUAUUAAAUACAUACAUUACUAUAGUAAAAUAUAUAUCACAAAUAUUUCAACUUGGAAUCAUUACACUUUCAAGAUGAGACUGUGCCUGCUUGUUUGCUGUUUGAAAAUGGUUUCUAAAUCCCUUGUUGUUGAAGAUUUAUGUGAAUGAACUAAAUAAAAUCAACAUUAUCAGCUCACA
Empidonax traillii (willow flycatcher) is the source of this 2904-nucleotide messenger RNA. RefSeq names its product inter-alpha-trypsin inhibitor heavy chain family member 4 (gene ITIH4). The coding region runs from base 42 to 2627 and encodes 861 amino acids. Gene Ontology annotation, biological process: hyaluronan metabolic process. Gene Ontology annotation, molecular function: serine-type endopeptidase inhibitor activity. NCBI's taxonomy places the organism in Eukaryota, Metazoa, Chordata, Aves, Passeriformes, Tyrannidae. The record is from RefSeq and is a predicted model, not a curated record. The transcript has 22 exons.